This is a messenger RNA of Colletes gigas, 1008 nucleotides long. Its product is annotated as homeobox protein MSH-D-like. The record is from RefSeq and is a predicted model, not a curated record. Gene Ontology annotation, molecular function: DNA binding; DNA-binding transcription factor activity, RNA polymerase II-specific. The coding region runs from base 1 to 1008 and encodes 335 amino acids. Gene Ontology annotation, biological process: regulation of DNA-templated transcription. The transcript has 4 exons. NCBI's taxonomy places the organism in Eukaryota, Metazoa, Arthropoda, Insecta, Hymenoptera, Colletidae.
AUGACAUUGUCAGCGAUGGAGCUGUAUCAAAAUCAUAAGAUCAGCGACGAGAUCUACGAUCUUCGAACACCCGUGCAACAGGAUAUUAACGAAAUUCGCGUCGUCGAUGACACUUACGAUCGAACGAGAGAAGAUCGUGAACGGUUCUCGAAGUUUUCGGGCAGCCACCAGGACAUGAUGGAAUACACGUCCGAAUCCAGUAGCGAAAGUUGCAGAGAAAUUCACAGGAAGCAAACCGAAAAGAAGAAUUCAUCGCCGAUCGCUGUAUCCAGUGCAUUCACGAUUGAUAAUAUUCUCGGAAGACACGAGGAACGUGACACGGAAGUGUCUUCCAGUUUAAAUAAUUACGAAGAUAGGGACGACGAGCAGGAUGAUAGGGACGAGAAGAUGGAUGAAAGUCGGUUUAUCAAGCCCACAGCUAUACCAGCCACGCAUUCGGACAUGGGUGUCGGAUUAUACGCACCAGCAGGAUUAUCGUACUCCGAAGUUACAUUUUCAGACCCGUCCGGAUACUCGGCGACAUCUUUUGCUUCAGCAUCCCUUUUAUACAACAGUUGGUUCGCUCAAACGAAACCUGGUCAAUUAUUCGGAUUGCAAGCUCCCAAACCGAGUGGAAGGCGGUCCAGAAAACCGGGGAUCGAUCGGAAACCGCGCCAAGCUUAUAGCGCUAAACAAUUAGAAAGGCUCGAGGCGGAAUUCAAGAUCGACAAAUACUUGAGCGUGAGCAAACGAAUGGAGCUGUCGAAGUCCCUGAAUUUGACGGAAGUGCAGAUCAAAACGUGGUUCCAAAAUCGUCGCACCAAGUGGAAGAAGCAGCUGACGUCCAGGUUGAAAAUCGCUCAGAGGCAAGGGCUGUUUCCACCCACGUAUUUUCCACCGACGCAGUACCCUCUGUUGCCAUACUACACCACACCCCUCGUGUUUGGCAAUCCUGCGUCAGAUGACGCUAACGUGAACGCGGCGACGAUACCGUCGCGGUCUAUGGUAUCCUCUCCGGAUACCGCCUGA